CACCCUGAAUUUCUUUCAAAUGACUUUUACAUGGGAGGUGAUUCAUAUUCUGGCAUACCUGGCCCUGCCAUUGUUCAAGAAAUUUCAAANGGAAAUGAAAUUGGUCUUCAACCACUAAUAAAUCUCCAGGGAUAUCUGCUAGGGAACCCAAUAACAACAANAAAAGAAAAAAAUGACCAAAUCCCAUUUGCUCAUGGAAUGGGACUUAUUUCUGAUGAACUNUAUGAGUCACUGAAGAGAAAUUGUAAAGGAGAAUAUAUAAAUGUAGAUUUUAGAAACGAAUUGUGUUUAAGAGAUCUCAACUNCUAUGAUGAGUGCCUUUCAGGAAUCAAUACAUUCAACAUCUUGGAUCGCUAUUGCAAAGAUGAUUCUACUAAGAAACAUGAAGGUCCAUGGAUUAGAUCUCUAACUCAAAAGUUUGAGUCCUCUCUUAAUUCUCCUCUCCCAAGAUGCAAAACAUAUAAUUUUUUCCUUGCCACUCAAUGGGCCAAUGAUCAGAGUGUUCGGAAAUCGCUGCACAUUCGAGAGGGAACAAAGGGUAAAUGGGAACGUUGUUGGACUAGUGAUUUUGAGGUAGAGAUCUCUAGUAGCUUCGCCUUUCAUGUAAAUCUCAGUGCGAAAGGAUAUCGUUCUUUAAUAUAUAGUGGGGAUCAUGAUGCAGUUGUUCCUUUCAUGUCGACUCAAGCAUGGAUCAGAGCUCUGAACUACUCCAUUGUAGAAGAUUGGAGGCCAUGGCUUCUAGAAAACCAAGUUGCCGGAUACACAAGAAGAUACUCUAAUCAAAUGACGUUUGCAACUGCAAAGGGUUCAGGACACACAGUUCCUGGGGACAACCCUGAUGAAGGUUAUGCCAUGUUCAGCAGGUGGAUAGCUGGAUUUGUUGAGUUUGGAGGAGAUGCUCAAUCAAUAUAUAUUAGUGAAGAGGCAAAAUAAACGGUUGGAGGAAGAAAACGUGAUGGUGAUGCUAGAGAAAAAUAGAAUCCAAAAAUUGUUGCAAGACAUUCAGAAUGCUUUGGAUAGUUUCAAUGCAAGAUCACCCAUGUCCAAUGUCACAGCCAUGAUCACAAAUUCUCUAAUUGUUCCUCCAAUGGAAAAUUCUAUCAAACACACAAGACAGAUAGAAACAAAAAGAGUAUCAAGGACACGGACAAGACAAGUACGACAGCGUUCGACGCUAAUUCUUUCCUUUCCAUAUACCUGAAAACUUGAACAACUUAUUUUCAAACGAGAUUCCUACUUCUGAAUUUGACAAGAAAAUAGACGAUUGUGCACACAUUGAUUUUUUAAGCAUAAGAUUGGAAGAGGAGUUAAGCAUAGAGUUUUUAAACUCCUUAAAAGACUAAUAGUUCAUCAAAAUGUCAAGAAUUAGUGUUUAGAGGCAGGUUUUGUUAUUUGAUCUGAACCUGCAAUUGUUCUCAAUUUUCCUAUAGGAACAUAAUUAAGCUACUGAAGAU
Messenger RNA from Vigna radiata var. radiata (mung bean), 1454 nucleotides. RefSeq names its product serine carboxypeptidase-like 10. Gene Ontology annotation, biological process: proteolysis; secondary metabolic process. Gene Ontology annotation, molecular function: acyltransferase activity, transferring groups other than amino-acyl groups; serine-type carboxypeptidase activity. The transcript is spliced from 11 exons. NCBI's taxonomy places the organism in Eukaryota, Viridiplantae, Streptophyta, Magnoliopsida, Fabales, Fabaceae. The record is from RefSeq and is a predicted model, not a curated record. The coding region runs from base 31 to 933 and encodes 300 amino acids.